CUCUAAUGAGCUAAUGCCAGAGUUAUGAUAUGAUGAAAUCAUAAGUUCAAAGCUUCGGGGCAUAUAAUCCCGCGAUGUUCUCACUUCUCCACAAACGGACCUGAUUUCCGAGUCUCCAACACCAAGACCAAAUCUCUAAACAGACUUUCGAGCUGCUGUGUUAAACAAUAAAUGCCGUGGUCCCCGUAUAAUAACACAGAAACGGCCGUCUCUAAGUGGUUCGGCGCGGGUUGUCAAUGUUACCAAGAGGCUCAAUUAGCGGGAUCCUAUGUAGUAACGCGGUUUAAAGGCCUCCGUUUCCCUAAAACGGAAAUACCCGAAUUGGGGAAAGGGGCCCCUUGACGAAAUACAUAAGUACCUUAUGCUGGACAACAUCAGGCCGUCCACAAUGACUACGUGUGGUUUUUAUACUGAGCGGUUCGAUUGUCAAUAUGGUCCUCACUUUGUCAAGUCUUCUGUCGCUCGGUCUGCUCGCAAGCGGAGGAGUCUACGCAGGCCCCUUAAGUAAAACUAAGGGUAGAGCUGUUCCCGAGGGUUUUGUCACCGUUAAAGGAGGCAAGUUCCAACUCGAUGGGAAAGACUUCAACUUUGCCGGGAGUAACGCGUACUAUUUCCCCUUUGAUAGCAACACAACUGAUGUCGAACUCGGACUUGCUGCCGCCAAGGAUGCCGGCCUAAAAGUAUUCCGCACUUGGGGCUUUAAUGACAAGAAUGCCACCUAUGAUCCCCAAGGUCUACCGCAGUAUGGUGGCGAGGGAGCGGGUGCGACCAAUGCUAUUUUCCAAUGGUGGGCCAAUGGCACUUCUACCGUCAACAUCACCGAGUUUGACAAGGUAGUCGAUGCCGCCACUAAGGUCGGAAUCAAACUCAUUGUCACCUUCACUAAUAACUGGGCCGACUACGGUGGUAUGGACGUCUUUACUAUUAACCUUGGCGGGAAGUACCAUGAUGAUUUCUACCGGCUACCUCAAAUUAAAGAUGCAUAUAAGCGAUACACCAAGGAGUUUGUUACGCGUUAUAAAGACUCCGCGACUAUCCUUGCUUGGGAGCUGGCCAAUGAACCGCGCUGCGGUGCCGACGCCGUGCGCAACCUGCCCGUCAGUGGUAACUGCACAGCAGACACGCUAACCUCAUGGAUCGAUGAGAUGAGCACGUUCGUCAAGAGUUUAGACCCUGACCACUUAGUAACAUGGGGUGGAGAGGGUGGCUUUAACCGGGAGUCGGACGACUGGGCCUAUAAUGGUUCUGACGGCGGUGACUUCGACGCCAACUUGGCAUUGCCCAACAUCGACUUCGGCGUGUUCCACACUUACCCCGACUGGUGGACUAAGACUGUCGCCUGGGCUGACCAAUGGAUCCGUGAUCACGCAGCCGCGGGUAAGAAGGCUGAUAAACCGGUGGUCCACGAAGAGUACGGCUGGAUGACGCCCGAGGUGCGCGAGCAGAACGGAAUCCCUGCCGUAAACGCGACGAGGUUGGAGGUCGAAGGGGGCUGGCAGAAGAUUAUGCUAGAAGAAGGUAUGGCUGACUUGUACUGGCAAUACGGCUUCUCGGGAUAUUCCUAUGGUCGUAACCAUAACGACGGCUUCACCAUCUACCUAGACGAUGAAGAAGCGCAGACUCUGGUCUACGAUCAUGCGAAAGCAGUGAACAGCCUUUAAGAGAGCGUCUUAGUCGAUAGCGAUGAAUCGCCGAAAAAGGGGUUCGCCCCUAAGAAUUAUCUCUAGUAGCUAUAUUAGCUAUACAGGAUCGUGUUGAUACG
Molecule: messenger RNA, 1762 nt
Organism: Daldinia loculata
Lineage: Eukaryota; Fungi; Ascomycota; Sordariomycetes; Xylariales; Hypoxylaceae
Product: glycoside hydrolase family 5 protein
Exons: 3
Coding region: 432-1661 (409 amino acids)
Biological process (GO): carbohydrate metabolic process
Molecular function (GO): hydrolase activity, hydrolyzing O-glycosyl compounds
Source: RefSeq, a predicted model, not a curated record